Trypanosoma conorhini is the source of this 1563-nucleotide messenger RNA. RefSeq lists its product as uncharacterized. The record is from RefSeq and is a predicted model, not a curated record. The transcript has a single exon. The coding region runs from base 1 to 1563 and encodes 520 amino acids. Lineage: Eukaryota; Euglenozoa; Kinetoplastea; Trypanosomatida; Trypanosomatidae.
AUGCGUGCGGAAGAAACCAUCGUGUCCCUCGGCGCGGUGUGCAUCAGCCUGUACCAGUGCCAACCCGUCACUGCUUCAGGGAGUAGGUGCUUCUAUGGCAAGGCGAAUGACUACCGGGGCGAUGUUCUGGUGCCUUUUUACAGGGGCAGCAUGACGUACGGGGAACUUGCAGAGGGGGUGGAAUACCGUCUUAACCAGUACUUUGUUCUGCAUCCCUCAGCCGCGCGUCCGCAGAAGUCUGCAAAAAUGUCUGCGCAAGCUGCUUCUCCGUAUGCACUGGGCGGUGGGGGUGGCGUUUGCAGGAGUGACACAGCCGACGGCGGCAGUGGUUUCAAUGGAUCGUAUGUAUGCCCUCGCUGCGACGGAGGUGAUGGCCCCGGGAGAGAAGCAAUCGCCCAAAUGCCACAAGGCACAUUUGGAGAGUUCCCGAGGAUCGUGGUGCGCAACUUCACAAGAAUGCGGGACCCUGCUCCUGGAGAUAGCAAUGCGGUUUACGAAGCCGUCGAAGACACAUUUGAGGUAACCGAGAAUAACCUCUGCUGCUUCUUUUACUACGUGAAAGAGAAGUGCAGCAAAACCACCACACCCGUUCUCCUGAAGGAUGGUACUAUCAAGCGCCCACUGAUUGGCCGAGAUCACGUGCGCUCAUACGCCUCUGACAACGCCUUUGCUCACUCCGGGAAGGUGCAGCAACACAUUGAGUUGAAGGUAGGCGAGCGCUUGCUUCGCAUCGGCACCUCCGCCGAACAACGUUUUGAAGACGUCUUUCAGCGCCUUAAAAAGCGAAAUCUUCGGGUGCAGCGUCUCUUUGAUGGAGUUACUGGGGCUAGCAUCUUGCCCUGUGAACUCGUGCGCCAUCUAAGUUGGAGGCUGUCGGCGCUUUGUGCCGAAGUUGCUCUUCCAGAAUCAACGGGCGCUGGCAUGAAGCGACAACGCUCCGCCGCGGUCGAGGAAGGGAAUGAGGCAGACAUGGGACCGGGGACGCAGGAGAGGAACGAGGACCCAGACGAGGUGAGGACAUGGAUAAGCCUCUCAGAGGCCCCCACAGGGGCGUAUGGUGGGAGUACGCUGUGCCUAACCUCGGGGUCGCUUACCGGAAGCGUUCAUACAAAUGUGAAGCACAGUGAAGAUCGGCGCUCCUGGCACUAUGAACAACUGCUGCAUAAAACGACUUUUGGCUUUGACGAGGAUGAAGACACUGUGCCUCUGCUAGACGUCCUCUCACCAGCUCCUCUUGACACUUUUGCUGCUUCAGCCGAGGCGGUGGAGGACAGUACUCCUUUGCGUUCCUUGUAUUUGGACGAUGACUCGUACAUGUCAUCAACGAUGACCGGUGCCGUUAAUGACGUGGGUGGCAGCAGUCUUGCUUUCACCACCCCGCUGCGUGUUGAAAAAGAAAUUUCAAUGCGAGAGAGCGGUGACGGCCCUAGUGCGCGGCGGCGCACGGUGCGACCUGGUUCCGCAGCGUACUCCCCUAUAAUGGUCACUCAACAGUCCCUGCCCGAGUUUCACCUUGAGAACUCCGACGACAGCGACGAGGAUGACGACGAGGAUGAUAACUGA